CUCCUCACUCUUGAGUUUCUGUGCCGCCGGUGGUCGUGGUGGUUGUGGCAGGCGGCGUUGGCGGUAGUGGCGUAGCAUUCAUUCCAGAGUCUCUGUGUGCGUGCGUGUGUGUGUGCGCGUGUGUAUUUGAAAGAGAGAGAGAGGGAGAGAGGUCGCACAUGCUCACUGCUGUUGCAGUCUACUCGCAUAGCAGUCCUUCCUUCAGGAGUGCAACGCACAGCAGUUGACUUGUUUACGCUGUAAUUCAUGAAGGACAUAAAUUAAUAGCUUGCCAAAGAACAAAACGUUUUUCUGAAAGUCAUUUCAUUUUAUUUCGACAACUCAAUGGUGUACGACCGCACCGAUGAAGACACGGACUCGCCUGUCGUCCGUCAAUAAGCGGGGGUGACGACAGAUGGAGUCGCGGUGGCUGGACCAACAAGCCGUGCCCUACACCCUCAAGAUGUCGUCCGUGCAGCGUUUCGGAAAUGUCCUCGUGGAGAGAAGCCCCAUGGGCCCCGUGCACUACAGCCCUGCUGGCCUACAGGACGUGCAACCGCCCGCCGCCGGCCACCGUCGUUCAAGCACUGAGCCCACAGCUGCCCCGUUGCACAGCUUGCCUCGCUAUGGCGAAACGGUGGGGAGGAGGAAUGGAUUACCGCACCAUCGCUCCUGGGCCUCUGCAGACGGCGAUCAUCACACAGGAACCCAACAACAGUGUCAGCAGCAGCCGCAGCAGAAUCUUGAUCAGCAGCAUCAUCAACAACUGCAGCUCUCUCAGCAUCACCAUGACCAUCACGGUCUCCAUCAUAAUAAUAAUCAUCACCAUCAACACGUUGGUCCCCAUGCAGCGCCACAGAAAAACACCGUCAUUAAUUUGGCAAGUGGAAAGGCCAAGGAGGUUUCUGGGGAUUGGUCCAAGGUGGCCGCGUUGUCUCCGUCCACUGGUAGCGGUUUUGGCGGUGGACCCAGCAGUGGAGGUGGUGGCAGCGGUGGUGGUGGUGGUGGUGGUGGUGGUGGUGGUGGUGGUGGUGGUGGCCACCAGCCAGCAUCGGCCACAAAUCCGCCGGCUGUAGUGAUGCGCAGGGCAGGUGGCCGCAAGGUGAAGGCGGAAACGGGCAGCCAGCGUGAGAGUCAGCUGUUCGCAAUGGAACUCGCAGAGCUUAUGUCCAGCGCCACGGCAAACUCGGAGACGCGCGAUCUCGGCCUCCCCGGCCUCCCGCUGGGCGGUCUCCUGACGCCGGCUGAUGUGGAGGGCCUUCUGAAGCGGGCGUACGGACGGGAGGGCAUUGAGUCGUGCCUCCACAUCCUGUUGCGCUGCUCUGAGGACCUAAAGCAGUGCACCGAGAUUAUCCGCAGGAGCAUCCGGCAGCGGAAGAGUUCGCCCAACGGCGGCGGCGGCGGCACUGACGAAGACGCCGAGAACCAGUACCGGCAGCUCGUGUCGCAGCUGUCGAUGCACUUGAGAAAGCUGCCGACCCCGCAGGAGGGCUUGGAUGGACCUCGGCAAGAGGCGCUCGCCGACUUCCUGCAGAGCCUCUGUGAGCUGCAGGGGGUGGCAGAGCAUGGGGGCGAGCGGCCGCCCCGAUACGAGGAUGUCGUCGGGCCUGUGAUCCCGGACACUGUUGGCGGCGCUAAAGCUGCUGGCCACCUCGAAGGGCUGUUGGAUGAUGAGCGUGUCGCCGCUGCCAGAUUGCCGGUUAGUGACGUCCUCUCGGGUUCGGUGCCCGUGCAAGUUCGGCGGGUCUUACCAGAAGAGGGGGUCGGAUGUACGGAGGCCUUGCACAUCGUGGAAGAACGAGAAGAUGUUGGCGUGAGCCCCAAGUCCUCUCUUCCAACUGCCGCUCAGGGCCAAGGUCUCUUUCUCUCAUCAGACAAACAGUUGCAAAGGCCACGAUAUGUGUAUGCACCUUGGGUUUCUAGACAAUGGAACUUGGAAGCAGUGGGGUCUCCUUCGCAGGUCAUCGGUAAGCAGGGCCUAGUACAGGAUUUUUCUAGAGCCGGGCAAUUCGCCCGUGAUGGCGUGAGUGGGGUGACCCUUCCGGAGUCAGGUGCGGUAGUGGCGCAUCGUACGGGCGUGCAGCGUCCUUCAGUGAUCGUCAGCCACCGAGGAAACCGUCCGGGAGAGCGGCAUGUGGAGACAUCCCCAAGCCACGAGGAGGAGAUGAUGGAUCUCGAAAGGUUAAUCAAUGAGUUGGAGGAAUUCUCUCGCAGCGCGGGUUGCGCAGAUAACGGCGGCAGCGAGGACACGGCGACGCGGCAACAUUCGGCAAUGGCACCAAGCGCCUCAACCGGGACGGCGAUCUCGACAAGUGGACUCCGCUCCGACAAGGAGGCUGUAAAUCGAGAGAAUCGGGUUCAACAUCGGGUUAUUGGACCGGCUCGUUCUCCAGCACCAGAUCCUCCGCUCGUUGACGGCGUCAAGCAGUCGUAUCGGAUCGAAUCGCUCGCCAACAGAUGGGGCGCCGGGAGACAUGGAGCUGAUCAGGUGGUGCUCAGUCAGUCGCCGAGGGUGCUGAAGGUCGCGCCCGCAAGCACCACAGCCGCCGGCGUCAAGGACAAGAAGUCGCUGCCUCCGGCGCUGCCCAAGCCGCACGCGGUGCCGGCUCACUCGCUCGUGCCGCGCUUCUACUUCCCGCACGGCCGCCCGGCGCCCAACGGCCCCACGUCGGACCAGAUGAUCGAGCGGGUGGAGGAGUCGUUCACGCCUUACCCGGACGAGCGCGCCGACAUUCAUCAGAUGGCCACCGUGGCCAAGGCCUGUGGCUGCCCUGUUUACUGGAAGUCGGCGUUGUUCCAUGCGGCGAGCGGGGAGCGAACGGGUUUCGUGUCCGUGCACACCUUUGUGGCCAUGUGGAGAAAGCUCUUGCGAACUUGCCACGACGACUCGGCCAAGUUUGUGGCUCUGCUCGCGCGUCCCGGCUGCAGUUACCUGGUACAGGAGGACUUCAUCCCCUUGCUGCAGGACAUCGUGGACAGUCACCCUGGACUCACAUUUUUGAAGGAGGCACCGGAAUUCCACUCGCGGUACAUCACAACGGUGAUCCAGAGAGUGUUUUACGUUGUGAAUCGCUCGUGGUCCGGACGGAUUUCGCUGACCGAGCUACGGAAAAGCAACUUCCUGCAGACGCUUGCGCUGCUCGAGGAGGAGGAGGACAUCAACCAGAUCACCGACUACUUCUCCUACGAGCACUUCUACGUCAUCUACUGCAAGUUCUGGGAGCUGGACACGGACCACGACCUCUACAUUGACCGCAAGGACCUGGAAAAGCACAACGACCACGCGAUCUCAAGCCGGAUGAUCGACAGGAUAUUCUCCGGAGCUGUCACGAGGGGACCGGCCACCAAGCGCGAGAAGCGGAUGAGCUACGCCGACUUUGUGUGGUUUCUCAUCUCGGAGGAAGACAAAAAGACCGCGACGAGUGUGGAGUACUGGUUUCGCUGCAUGGACCUGGACGGCGACGGCGUUCUGUCCAUGUACGAGCUGGAGCACUUCUACGGCGAGCAGUGCGCGCGCAUGGACAAGCUCGGCAUCGAGCCCCUGCCGCUCAGCGACUGCCUCUGCCAGAUGCUCGACCUCGUCAAGCCCCAGGUGGAAGGCAAAAUCACGCUGAAGGAUCUGAAGCGGUGCAGAAUGGCGUACGUCUUCUACGACACGUUCUUCAACCUCGAGAAGUACCUGGAGCACGAGCAGAAGGACCCCUUCUCCGUCCAAAAGGAGGCAGAUGGGGAGGUGCCCGAGUCCUCGGACUGGGAUCGCUACGCCGCAGAGGAGUACGAGAUCCUGGUCGCAGAGGAGUCGGCAAACCAGCGGAUGCAGGCCAUCUCGUACGAGGAGGACCUGGAAGAGGCGUUGCUGGGAAAGCAGGUCGGGCGGCUAACCCUGAGCGACCCUCCCAACCCAAGCACGCGCUUCAGCGACGACCAGUACGAGUACGACGACGACUUCGAGUACUGAACGCGACGACAUCGCCCUCCCGUGUCCCUUCCCUGCCCGUCUGCCCGCACAUCCGUCCGUCCGUCUGUUCAUAUAUUUGCCGGUCUGCUUGUCGAUCCAACCAUUCAUCCAUCCGUGUGUACAUUCUUAAGUUUCUUCCGUAUUCUUUAGGUCCAUCUGUCCUGCCUAUUAAUUCGUCCAUCUUUUUGUCGGUUAUCUUGUCCGCCUGUAAAUCUUCAUACACAUCAGCUUGCCUGUCCAUAUUGACUGAAUACCAAAAGGCUAAACACUUUGUGUGCGUGUGCGUCUCUAUCUUUCUGUAUCUGUCACUUUCACAAACUCUCACCGUCUCGCUGUCCUUUGUACAGCUCUCAUUGGCAGAGACUCUUUCACACCGGAUUCUUUCUCUAAUCCAUGCAUUUGUACAUAGACCACAGAGGACUCUGCAGGUCACGCUGAGGUUAGGCUCUCUCAAGCCAAACCAAACAGGGCCGAGCACAGCCUUCGCUUCUACCGGUGGCUAGUCCCAUUGAAGCUCAGCACUGUCCAGGCACAGUGAGCAAAUUGGUAGCCCCUUGCUGUGAUGUGUUGACGCCCCAGCGGCGUCUCAGCGUUUUCCCCCCCGGCUUGGCCGUGCUAAACCGGGCUAAAAUUGAUGACGCAGCGCUAAGCAAGAUGAGGGCCGGCUUUUUAUAGGCGUUGGGCUAUGCUGGGCUGGUUCUCAGCGUUGCAGAGUUAACGUGUUUUAAUUAACCGUGUGUUAAUGUGAUCGGAUCGCCAAAGCCCAGUGUGUGUAAUCCUGUGUUAUUACUCUUUAGGGUGUUGUUUUUUUGUAUGUGAUCAGAUCAUGGUUAGGUAGCAUGUAGCGGUCAACUACUUCUUGUGAUUACUUUCAUUUUGAUAAAUUCGUAAGUGUCAAAAUAACAAUUACAAUGGGGGGGGGGGGGGUAUGAUGGGGGGGGGGGGGUCAGCAGCUGGGACGAAUGAGAGCACAGCAGCAGCCACAGCAUGCACAUCACACCACACACGGCCCGCAGUCACAUCACGGGUUCUCUUACUUUGAACCCUGAUGUCUAUUGAAAGCAAUGUGUCGUGCGACGAAUUCACCCGGUGCUGCGAGUUUUGCGAUGCAAAAGCACGCGGGAUUGAGUCGCGUUACUUCUGAAACCUCAAUCAAGUCUGGCAAUCGCACCGACUCCUAUUCCAGAAUCACUCUUCCCAUCUUGGGCCGGCCUCUCGCUCGCCCACAUCGACCUGAGAUGGCUCCGGUUGGCCCAGGACGCAAAGUGUAGUAGCUAUACUGGGCUGGGCUCGGUUUGUAGCUUUGGCCCGUGUGUAGCAUGGGCACUUUUUUAAUUUUUAAGUUUGGUUUCUGUGUUUCGUUUCUGUUCCGGUCGUACAUUAAACUAACGGUAAAGUUUUUGUCCAACUCGGAAUAUCCCAAACCUCCGCCGUGACCACCAGGUCCAAGCAUCGUCGACCGGGUUUUGCACAAUGAGUGCCAGUUGUUUUUUUUUGGGGGGGGGAGGGGGUGGUUGUGGGUUCACUUAACAAUCGCGCUUUUAAGGCGCGGGCUUGUGAGCGAGGGUUGUGUGGACUCAUGGCUGUUGGCGAUAGUAGUAGCAGUAGUAAUAAUAUUAAUGAGUGCUAAGACGAUUGUAAUGGAUGUAAUUAUGUGCACAUCAUCACAGCUGUAAUAUGUAUACACACAGACACGUGCACGCGUGCUAUGCAACACUUGUGCCGAGUGUUUCUGAACACUUAAUCCUCUGUUGAGGUGGGGUUAUAUGUGAAAAUUAUAUUUUAAUGUAGGCCAAUGCUGCCUUAGCGCACUGUGCCUCUGCAUUCGACACAGAAAUAGCACGUUGUUUUGGCACCGGGGAAUAGCACAAAUGCCACAUGUCCCGCCUAUUCAAAAACAACUCUACUCCGGUUGCGACGUACCGACGUAACGCAUUUUGGCGGUCUUUAUACCUCUCCCCCUGCGCGUUGUCGCGGUGGUUCGUGCCGCCAUCGUUUGAAACCCACCGCAUUAGCGGGCUGUGCCAUUCCUUCGCGUAGGGGUGACAAGUUUGCGGAACACCACGGCGGGUGGCGGGCGGGGGGGGGAAAUUUGCUACCCGUGGUGGCACGGGAUGUUCUUGAUAACGUUGCAUCGUCAGCCUUUGAAAAUAAAAGUGAAUUUAAAAAAUACAAAAAAGGGGCAGAGCUUCUUCAAUAACGUUGGGGUUUCAAUUAUUUUAAACAUGUAAGUAGUGCAGACCGUUACGAUAAAAUGAGACUUGUGAUGCAAACGAGGCCCGUGCCCAUGCAGUUUCGCAAACAUUUUACGCCUGAGCUAACUUGACGGUCGUGUUCGUCACGAGGACGUUUCCACUGUGCCUGUCAACUUUUUUAUAACGUUUCGUAAGCCGCGCUGAAACAACAUUGCGUUUCGCACGUUUUCCGUGAGCACAUUUCAAUAAGUUCACAUCAUCAUUAUUAUUAACGAAGACACUUGUAAUGGACAAAUACAACUUUUUGUUUUUCACACAAAAAAAUUACCCAAACAAAAACUUCCAAGAGCUCACGUGACCCAGAUGUCAUUCUAACAACUGCUGUAACCUUUUGACCUUCUCACAACAUCGUUUGCACGUUCCUUCCUGCGUUUUUUGAGUUUGAGUUUUUUCUCUCGUGAUUGACCGUGCGAUUGUUUGAAGCCUGUUUAUAAUUAUUCAUUUUUUUCCAAUCGUACAUUCCUGUGUGCUGUUCAAAUUCUUUCCUGUUUCGCUCGUCCUGUGUGCAUGUGCGCGCCCGCAAACACCUCGGACCGCUCGGCUGGUACAUUCUCGCACACCGUUUCAAUCACGUGGUGGAGUGGGUGGGGUGGGGGGGCGGCACACAUUUUAAAUGAGCGCAGUUUGUCCGAAGAAAUUGAACUCGGGACGAAAAAUGUAUCCUCGAUAGAGACAUUUUGGAGUUCAUUCCUGUCAAAAGUCUUGAUACCCACAGACUGAUGACGGGUUAACUUGACACUUUGAAAGAACUCCCAAACGUCUCCCCGAGUAUACCGUCAGUGAGAGUUCCAUUUGGUCCUGUAAACGUUUCCCACGGCCGAAAUAUUGGAAUGCAACGUUGGCGUUUGCCGUGUGCGGAGGCGCCGUACUGAGACCAGCGGAGUCGAGGCAAAACCUCCCCCCCUGCUCAAAUCUGAGUGCAAAGCGGUACCCAUCUCCGUUGGUGGCCCCUGGGGGGGGCCUGCGGUGGACAUUACACAUUCACAUGGCGGGGCCCAGUCUAUCCAUAGGAGAACCAGCUUUGAAUCUGUGCAGAGGUUGAACUCGUUAUAUAUCGAACGCAGAAGAACGACUCGCCUACACAAGAAAUCGUCCCCUCCCUCCCCAUGGUUUAGGCACUGAAUGGGCCUGCUGGUUUCGAGUCAAACACUCGAACCACUAUGCCACCCGGCUUGAAAGUUGCACAAAAAAGCGACGUCUCCUUAUAUCGAUCAGUCAAUCAGUCUGGACGUGCCAAUAUCUCUCUAUCUCAAUAAAGUAGGCAUUGGUACCCGUUGUAUGUAUGUUGAGCUUCUUUCUGCGCAUGGUACGUAGCCGACCGUGCUGAACGGGAACGGUACAUGGGGCGUAGAGCGACGGGAAUGAAGAGAUUGCUACCUCGUAAGUUCGUGGCAACGUUUCGGAGGACAGGCGUGAGAGAUGAGACCUGCGUUUUUUUUUGGGGGGGGGGCUGACUGCCGGGGGGGGGGGGCCGUUGCCUCUGAACGUUUAAAAGUUCGCCGGAGUUGUUCGGGUGCCGAUGCUGAUCGGCGAGCGUGCCCAGAGCAUCGUUUUGCUCUUUCGAGGCUGUGAGCUCGUCAACAGAGGUCUGGAGACCACGCUUGCGAUCGAAACGUUUGUUUUCGAUUUGAUAAUAUUGCAUUUGGGUGACGCUGCUCCUGCUGCUGCGGCCGCAUUGGCAGUGGCAGCGCGAGCACAAUGAACAACGAAUGUCAACACCUACUCGUCAAGAACACUGCCUUAAAAAAAUUACAAAUAUAUAAUCGGUGACGUUUCGGGCAGUUGCCCUUCUUCACAAGUAACCCAUCACAGCACAUAAAGAACGACCAUUGCCACAAAACGUUACGUGAUUACUUGAAAAAAGCUAUCUUUUAAGGCAGUGUUGUCGAUUGAUUUUUUUUUCCUCCAAGUGGAUGCAUGGGAGUCACGAUGCACUUGCAAUUCAAAUGAACGUUUGUAUUUUAUUUUUCAAAUGUGUGUGUGCGUGUUCAUGUGACCCUUGGGUGCAAUGGUCUUGCCAAGGCCUGGCAACACAUCCUGUGUGUGAGCAAAGUGUUGCCUUGCAGCAGUUUGGCUCGACGGAAUCGCUUCUCAUCCCCCAGCACCACUUAACGACGACUCACACGACACUCACUGCGAUCAGAUCUACAACUUCUAUAUUAUAAGCCUAGAGGUUCUACUCGUGGUUAAACAGGAAUACCAUAACGUUUAGGAGAGUGCUGGCAAAAUGUCUGCACAUAUUAAAAGGGUCGCAUGUCCGUUGUACAGUAUUCUAUUGCAAUCAAAUAAAAUAAAAACAUCUAGCAAAUCUUCUUUCGUAUGGCAAAAGACGUCAAAUCAAACACACGUCAACCGCUUCAAGUCGGCACAUGGCAUCACAAAGCAAUGCAUUCAUCGACUCUCACACUACAGCAACGCCUCGGAGUGCGUUCUCAAUUCCUCCAAUUCAAUCGUCGGUCCGUCCGUCCGUCCGUCCGUGCCGCGUGACGAGGUCCUUCACCGCGACGGCGUCAUUUUGCCGCGGUUAACGGAGACCGGGCGGCCGUUAGACGCUCCGCGCCCCCCACCUUCCCCGUGGAAUUCGGCGCGAGUAGUGUGCCGAUCUUGCUACGGUAAGAUUCGUUCGAAUAAUCCUCGACCAGAGAGAGAGGGCCUGGAGCGGUGGCGGCAGGGAGCUCCUGACGUGAUCGUGGCCAAGCAGCGGCCCCCUCGUCACGUGCCACCACGUCUGGCCGCCCGGUUCGUUUUGGGUUUUUUUCUUUCUCCCAGAGCGGCCGACGCGUUCCCGGCACGCCGAUAGGGCGUCGCUCAGUCGACGGCAGAUUCCUGGAGGAAAACACGAAAUGGUGACGACAAGCAAGCAAAUGGUUGCUUUUUUUAUUUUUCUUUCGGCCGUUUUGUUUUUGAGGUGCCUUUUGCGUUCGGCAUUUACAUGUAAUUGUUCGUAGCCUAGCGCGGUGGAGUCUUUAAUUUAAAGAAAAGCAAAUCAUCUUUGGUUCUCGGCUCUUGGAGCAAAAUGGUCCGUCUUUCCGCGGUGAAUAUUUGCUGGGCGAUUAUCUGCAUCCGUUCGAUCCAGAAAACGACAUCAGGUCGAUUGGAAAUGCUCAAAAAGUAUUGUGAUUCCACAUCUGCGAUUGCGUCAAAUAUGGGAAUUGUAAUUGCUCAGCCCCUUGGCAAUACGCUGAAGGCCUCACUGCACCGUGUCGAUCGUGGGAAUGAUUGACCAUACUUCACCACGUUGGUCAGUAUGGGUCGGUGAUGUUGAGGGUCCCGGGACCCUUUUAAGAGGUCACUGCCCACUCGUUAUGGUUUGGGUUGUAGUACUGUGCAACAUCGUAGUAAUUGAAGAACAUUGCAAUGUAGAGACAUAUAGCAUUGAACAAUUGCGUAGUGUUCAUGAAAGCCUUAGUCUCACUUGAAUCGAACAAUUCAGCCGUAUUGAGCAAUCGCCAUGGCCACCAAAUGAAUGCCACCGAGAGCUGAGCGAAUACGACACUUAAAGCAAUACCACGUGCACUGCGAUAUCCGAGAGCAUGGAGCCAAAUUAUGUGUUUUUGCUUCUUAAGUUAUAGCUGGUAUAGUUGUGAUACACACAAUGUAUUUCUGUAUCAACGUGUGAAUAGAACUCCACGUUUAGGCUUUCCUAUAUCGCCCGGUACCAAUGUUCACGUGCCAGCAGGUGCAAUGCCCCUUGUUAGCGGGGACGUGGAAACAUGAGACGGAGUACAGCUCAAGAGGAUUGGGGGGGGGGGGGGGUUGAGGAAACGCUGAUAUUUCUGGAACUCUGUGAGCAGCCGUAGACUUGUGCCGUUGUCAGACUGCUCGUAAUGUGUGCGGAGAAUGCUGGCGGGCAAUGAGGAAGAGUGAUGGGAUAAAUAAUUGAAGGGGGGCUGUACAUCCUAAAGGAACGUUUGUCCACUCCGGUCCUCGCGACCAAUCCCCCCCCACCGGUCCACGUCUUUCUUGGUGACCAGCCUUGUCUAUUCCGUACGUGAACUAAGCCCACUGCGAACGCUUGCACGCACGUGAUGGUUGGUGAUGACGGAAAGCUGGAUUACCGUGGGGCGUUGCGACCGACUGGAGUGGAGUCUAACGUUGUCCAAAAGGGCUGUGUGGCUCACUCCUGUCGUCGUGUGGAUGUGUACGUGCCUUGAUUUGUGUAAAUAGUGAACUGUAAAGAAAAAGGAUGUUUAAAAAAAAAAGUGUUUUCGUUGGUUUGCGUAUUAAAAAAAGGUCUUGACUCCCAA
Lethenteron reissneri (Far Eastern brook lamprey) is the source of this 10439-nucleotide messenger RNA. RefSeq names its product serine/threonine-protein phosphatase 2A regulatory subunit B'' subunit beta-like. Gene Ontology annotation, cellular component: protein phosphatase type 2A complex. Gene Ontology annotation, molecular function: protein phosphatase regulator activity; calcium ion binding. Gene Ontology annotation, biological process: protein dephosphorylation. The record is from RefSeq and is a predicted model, not a curated record. NCBI's taxonomy places the organism in Eukaryota, Metazoa, Chordata, Hyperoartia, Petromyzontiformes, Petromyzontidae.